CCUUUAGUUAUUUGUUCACUACAUCUGAAGCCACAUUUCUAAUAAGUACCAACACCAAGAUUUUGAAAAAAGUUUUCAUCUUUGAUAUCAUAGUGUCAAUGGGUGAUGACCGGAGUCAAGAUCAGCCACCCAAACGAGUGGUGGUUUGCGGUGGAGGAAUAAUCGGAGUUUGUACGGCUUACUUUUUGGCCAAGAAAGGCGCGACGGUGACACUCAUUGAGCGGUCAUCCAUCGCGGGCGCUGCCUCAGGCAAGGCGCCCGCCUUCCUCGCACUUCAUAUGUGCGAUGGCGGGCUUCUCUCGUCAUUAGCCCGUGCCAGCUUUGAUCUUCAUAGUUCACUAGCCGAAGAACUUGAUGCAUCUCGUUCCUACAGUUUCCGUCCACUUACCACCCUCACCAUAUCCGUGGGAGAAUCGGAACUCCCAUCCAAAAGUCCGAUUCUCCCCCAUUGGGUGGACGGCCGGGUUAAACCCGGAGAAAUCAUUGGUACCGCGGAGACCACGGCCCAAACCCACCCGCAGUUGUUCACUAGGGCCUUGUUGGCCAAGGCGGUUACGGAGUAUGGGGUGGAGGUUGUGACGGCGAAAGUGGAGGGUGUGGAGGAGGGGGAAAAGGGUGUGGUUGUGAAGGUGGCGGGUGGUGGGGUUAUUGGUGGAGAUGCGGUGGUUUUGGCUCUUGGGCCGUGGACAAGUAAGUUGUUGGGCCCAUCAUCUAAAUUCAAGGUGCAUGGUAAGAAAGUGCAUAAUGUAGUAUUGGAGCCCAAAGAUGCUGAUGCAAUCACUCCUCACGCGAUAUUUGGAACUUACUAUCCGGCCCAAAACAUGGGCCCAUUAGAAACGAAUUUUUAUCCACGUCCAACAAGAGAGGUGUUUGUAUGUGGAGCAUUGGUAGAAGCCGAGAUCCCGGAAGGACCAGAAUUGGUUUCUCCUGAUCCGGAAUCAAUAGAAAAGCUUAAGAGAGUGGCGGGUAUUGUCUCGAGUUAUCUUGCAAAAGACAAUGUGAGUGUAAAAAGCGAGGAUGUGGGCUUAAUGCCUUGCAGUGGCGAUGAACUGCCGAUCAUGGGUGAAGUUCCAGGAAUGAAACAGUGUUAUGUGUCUAGCGGACAUGGCUAUUGGGGCAUUUUGUUUGGUCCGGCUAGCGGUGUUGCCAUGGCGGAGCUCGUGUUAGAUGGUCAUGCUAGCAUUGUUGAUCUUGAUUGCUUUAGCCCUGCUAGAUUUGUUAAAUAAGUUAUGAUUUUAUGGUACAUGUCGUCACAAGAAUUUAAUAAAGGUUUAAGCAUGAGUUAUGAUUCAGUUUAAAAUUAUUUCAUAUCAUUUGUAGAAUAAAUUAAUUCUUAAUCUUAAUUUCAAUAAUAAAUAAAAAAAUAGGCUG
Messenger RNA from Helianthus annuus (common sunflower), 1371 nucleotides. Its product is annotated as putative oxidoreductase C1F5.03c. Gene Ontology annotation, cellular component: cytoplasm. The record is from RefSeq and is a predicted model, not a curated record. The transcript is spliced from 2 exons. NCBI's taxonomy places the organism in Eukaryota, Viridiplantae, Streptophyta, Magnoliopsida, Asterales, Asteraceae. Bases 99 to 1226 code for a protein of 375 amino acids. Gene Ontology annotation, molecular function: oxidoreductase activity.